This is a messenger RNA of Penicillium brasilianum, 5052 nucleotides long. Lineage: Eukaryota; Fungi; Ascomycota; Eurotiomycetes; Eurotiales; Aspergillaceae. The record is from the annotation of a GenBank genome assembly.
CUAUUACCUUCGCCUUUCCUUCACUCUCCAAACUCGAUAGACCGACUGCUUUGGUUCGGAUACAGCCUGAACACUCCGACCAGAAACUGCUCUAUCUACUAUCAUUCAACAACCUUACGACCUCUCAUACAUUCAUUCAUGAAGCUCUCAAAUCGGUGAUCACUUCCCUUGCGUCUGGUGACUGUGUGUGCGGUGCAUUGCCUGGGCGUUCUGGCUUAUCGCACACCACCAAACCCUUCAACAACAUGUCUCACCUCGAAAACUUGGAUUUGCCUAAGUCUGACGAUCCAGAUGCCAUGGUUGCCCAUCUCCCGAGCCAGCUGGAGAGCCAGACUUCCGGUCCAGCAGUACCAGCCAUUGAACCCGAAUCUCAGCAGCAAUUCGAAGAGGUCCAGCAGCCUCGAGAGCCUGAACCCAUGAAGUUCCUGGAUAUUGAGAUCCGUGUCCCCAUAGUCGACAAUCCCAGCGACUAUGAAUAUCUUCCGGGCCACUUCAAGGUCCGACGUAUCCUGAGGGUCGACUCGAGUAAUCCUGAGAGGCCCUUGUACACCGUUCGUCUGGCUAGUGGCGAGCGUUCAACUAUGUUGCGCGAUACCUUCAUGAGUUUCGACAAUAGCGCCCAAGCUCUGGACGAUUUCGUUCCGGAGUCCGAAUCAGAUGAUGAACUCGUAACGGUGGGAUACGGGUCUCACCCACGCUUCGAGUUUGGUGGGGAUGGUACAGGACACGGGAAGCGAGCUCGCGCCGGCGGACGAAAUACUCGACUGCGUCGUCAUGCAUCCUCUGCACGUGGUGAUUAUACCGCCUUUUAUGAAAUUCCUGAAUCUUCCAGCUCCGAUGAAGAUCUGGAUGAGUCAAGUGACGAGCUUAAUGGACGCUUCCCCAAAAGACGCCGUCGUUCGACCAGAAAUAGCAGAAGAGUGAUCAUUUCUUCCGAUGAGGACGAUGAUUCCUCUGCUGAGGAAGCGCCAACUCGUGCUUCCACUCGUACCCGGAAGUCCGUUCGGAAAAAUCUGCGGGAGCGAUUGGAAGAUGAUCUAUCGGAAGCUGAGAGUGACGCGCCCAAACGCCAAAAGUAUUCCGGGGCUCGGGAGGCAUUUCCCGAACUUCCACGGGAUGAUGAGUUUAGAUUGCGACACUUCGCCUGCUGUUCCUCGUGCAACUACUACGAAGACGAUGAGGUCAAAGGACCCCUUGUAUUCUGUCAGGGCUGUAGCUCAUCGUUCCACCAACAGUGUCUUGGUCCGCGCAGCAGCCGAGAACAUCUUGUCACGAAAAUUGACGAGGAAUACUUCAUUCUGCAAUGUCGUCGUUGUCUCGGGGUCGCACAUACCAAACAUGAUGUAUCCCCUCAUCUGGGCCGCUGUACUGUUUGUAAGGAAGAUGGUGCAAUGUCGCAGCCGCUGAGAGAGCGCCUUACGUCCAAGGAAGAGCAACAGCUACGUGUGGCAAAUGGUGGUACCGAUCCGAUUACUGACGUCGACAUGUCUCGCAUCAACAACAUCGAUGAUGUUCUCUUCCGAUGCGCAGGUUGCCAGCGGGCUUUCCAUUUUGAACAUCUUGCUACAGAAACUUCUCAGGAUAUAUCGGAGGUCAUCUCGCAUUACACAACUCAUUGGCAGUGCCAAGACUGUACGCUUGCUCCUGGCGAUAUCGAAGCUUUAGUUGCGUGGCGUCUGGUAAAACCGCCCGCCAAAGGCGUGAAACUCUCCAUGGUCGAGCUUAUCCCAGAGGUGGAAAAGGAGUAUCUCAUCAAGUGGAAGCUCAAGUCGCAUUUCCGCAAUACCUGGAUGCCUGGAGACUGGGUUUGGGGUAUGAGCAACGCCGCCAUGCGCCGUGCCUUCUUCAAAUCUCCCAAGGCCCGCAAGCCGAUUUGGACCACCGAGGAGGCGGUCCCCGAAGAGAAUCUACGAGUUGACAUUGUUUUUGAUGUGACCUUUCCUGCAGGUACCGACCUUGAUGAUCAGAGCAACCCCGAGCUAGUCAAAGAGGCUUAUGUCAAAUACAAGGGCUUGAAUUAUGAGGACUCGGUCUGGGAAUCGCCUCCGGCCCCCAAGGAAACCGCUCGCUGGGAAGACUUUAAGCUAGCUUUCAAGGACUGGCUGCAGCGCGACACCAUUAAUCCGCCAGAUCGACAUACGCUCAAAUCUCAUCUCGCCAAUAUCAGGCGCCUAAACUUUGAACAAGAUCUGGUUCUCAACACGCAGCCCGCACUGAUUACUGGGGGCCAACUUAUGGAUUAUCAGCUGGACGGUGUGAAUUGGCUGUACUAUAUGUUCAUGAAGCAGCAAAACGCCAUCCUAGCUGAUGAUAUGGGUCUUGGCAAGACGGUUCAGGUGAUAUCGCUAAUAGCAACCUUGAUUGAGAGGCACCAGUGUUGGCCAUUCCUUGUUGUUGCUCCCAACUCGACCGUUCCCAACUGGCGUCGUGAGAUCAAAACCUGGGCCCCCGAAAUUCGGGUUGUCACUUACUUUGGCUCGGCAUUUGCACGUCAGAUGGCCAAUGAUUAUGAGAUGUUUCCAGAGCGUGCCAAAGCUCUCCGAUGUCAUGUUGUGAUAGCCUCGUAUGAGAGCAUGGUCGAUGAAGAGGCCAAGAGAGUCUUGAACAAGAUCCACUGGGCAGGACUGAUUGUUGAUGAAGGACAGCGCCUCAAGAAUGACAAGUCACAGCUGUAUGAACGGCUUUGUCGUAUGAAGUUUGACUUCAAGGCGCUUCUAACGGGAACCCCUCUCCAAAAUAACAUCCGAGAAUUAUUCAACCUGAUUCAAUUCCUUGAUCCCGUCAAGGAUGCCGACGAAUUGGAGGAACAAUAUGGCGACCUGACGGCGGAGAGCAUUCGAUCCCUUCACGACAUGAUCCGACCGUUCUUCCUUCGUCGUACCAAAGCCGAAGUUCUGCCUUUCCUUCCACCUAUGGUGCAGAUCAUCAUCCCAGUCUCGAUGUCUGUCGUGCAAAAGAAACUGUACAAGUCCAUUCUUGGAAAGAACCCGCAGUUGAUUCAGGCCAUUUGCAAGAAAGAAACGGGCCAACUGAAGAAGACUGAAAGGCACAACUUGAACAACAUUCUCGUACAACUUCGGAAGUGCCUUUGCCAUCCUUUCAUCUACAACAAGGCGAUCGAAGAACAGACAAAUGAUCCAAACUUGGCUUUCCAGCGCUUGGUCGAGGCUUCAGGCAAGCUCAAGUUGCUCAAUAUCAUGCUACCAAAACUUCAAGAGCGUGGACAUAGGGUUCUAAUUUUCAGUCAGUUCCUGGAGAAUCUUGACAUCGUCGAAGAUUUCCUUACAGGUCUCGAACUUCGAUACUGCCGACUGGAUGGAAGGUUGACUGCUCGUCAGAAACAGCAGCAAAUUGAUUCUUUCAAUGACCCCGACUCACCUUUCUUCGCUUUCUUGCUGUCCACUCGAUCUGGUGGCGUGGGCAUCAACCUUGCCACUGCUGACACGGUCAUCAUCAUGGAUCCGGACUUCAAUCCGAAGCAGGAUAUGCAAGCUCUGUCCCGCGCACACCGAAUUGGUCAAAAGAACACAGUGUUGGUCUUCCACUUAACCACCCGAGCCUCGGUGGAAGAGAAGAUCAUGCAAAAGGGCAAGAAAAAGCUGGCUCUUGAUCAUGUCCUGAUUGAGCGCAUGGAAGCUGGCGAAGAGGAGGAGGAGGAUUUAGAGACCAUUCUCAGACACGGUGCUCGAUCUUUGUUCAAUGACGAUAAUUCGCCAGACAUUCAUUACGAUGUGGAAUCUAUCAACAAGCUGCUUGACCGCAGCCAGGCCGAACAAGCCGAGGAAGUCGCUGCAAACACCCCAGGUUCUUCCACAGAUCAGCCACAAUUCAGCUUUGCGCGUGUGUGGCAGAAUGAUCGUGGCACUCUCGAGGAAGUCAUUGAAACAGAAGACAGUCUGGUUGAUGCCACCGUCUGGGAGGAAAUCCUUCGCGAGCGUGAACGUGAUGCUCAAGAAGAAGAAUUCCGAAAGGCAGAGGGACUAGGACGUGGCAAGCGCAAGCGAGCCGCGGUUAAUUACCAAACUGUUCGGGAGGAGGAGGAUGCCCAUGAUCCUGACGUGAUGAUGUCUUCGCCUGUCAAAGCGCGCAAAUCUGGCGACAGUGAUGUCGAGUUCCAAGGGGUCGAUGAACCCGACGAAAGUGACUUUGCUGAGGAUGUACCUGACAUUCAAGACAUGGCGCCUCCGACACAAUUGAAGACUGCACCUUUCCAGCGUGUCCAAUCACCGCCCCCGCACCCGCCCCCAGCACCCGGAUUCAGUUUCGGGAUGGAUGGCGCCUUCGAUCCUCCUCCUCGGUGCAUUGCAUGCAAUCAGUACCACUUGCUAGGCCGCUGCCGGCUGAAGAAGGCUGGGUUUGAACAUUGCCCCUUGUGCGGUCUAGCGCACUUUGGUGGAAGACGUGCUUGUUCGCACUUCCAAUCCGAGACACAAGUUCGUCGCAUGAUGGAGACCCUGCAGCAGAGUACUGAAGACCGGAAGCUUGUUUCUGCUGCCAGAAAAUACUUGAAGGGUCUUCUUUGUCACCUUCCAGCUGCCCGCAAGAAGGCGUCAACCAUGAUGGAAGAUGUCACAAUGAGUGACCCGACAUCUUCGAUUACAUCGCAGGUUACAUUGCAGGCCCCGACUGGUGACCCCACGCCAUCUAAUAUCACUACCACCAAGCCUCAGCCCUACCAUGGCCCCUUCACUUCCAUUUCCGGAACUGAACAUGUCCCCAUUGAUUUGACGGCUACUCAAAACGAAGCAUCUUUCUAGUCGACGCAAUCGAGCAUUUGGGCAGCUUCUCCUAUGCGCUCUACCACUUCCCGGAUCAUUUUUCAUUUAGUUUGUGCUGCGCACAUACUUUCCGUUCCUUGUUCUUUUUGUUUCAGGCUGUCUCGUACAGGCCAAUAUCAUGGAAAGUCGCCCCUGGUUUUCUUCAGUUUUUUUUUCUUAAACUUUUCUGAUGAGCGAUGAUCGAAGAUACCCCCUCACUUGUUAAUUUAGAAUAGCAUCAGAAAUUCAGUAUGCUCAAGCAUGCAAUAUUCAAUGUCUUAUGUGCUUUAUCUCC